AUGGAAAAAUCAAAAAUAAAAGAAAUAAUAGAAAUGAUUCUAAAAGAUUUUAUUCCUAUAUCAAUGGUGAACAAUGAUGGUUUUAAAAAUUUUGUCAAAUCAAUAUCCCCUGUAUAUAAUUUACCAAAUCAAGAUCAAAUACGCGAAGAGAUGGAAAAAAAUUACAGAGAUGCAAAAAAAAUAAUCCAAAAGAAGUUAAAUGAUGUUAAGUACGUGGGAAUUACAAUUGACGUAUGGGAAUCACGUAGAGAAAUUGGUUACAUCACGGUUUCAGCCCAUUUUAUUCAAGGCGAUAAAUUAUACUCCUACGUUUUGGCAACCAGAGAAAGAUCUUGGAUAAUCAAUCCUGAAAACAUUGGAAAUGUUAUAAAAAAAGUGAUAAAAGAAUGGAAUAUUACAAGUAAAGUUGUUGGAGUUAUGACUAAAAAAGAAAUAGAGGAAGCGGUUACAAAUUACACAAGUUUUAAGCAUAUUCCUUGUAUCGCAUAUUAUUUUGACACAUUUAUUAAUGAACAUAUGAAUAAUGAUUUAUUGAGAAAAUGUAGAGAGCAUAUUAUAGGGAUUAAAAAUACUGCAACGAAAAAUAUCCAAAGUAUCCAAUUUGAACUUCACAAAAUUAUCACAUACAUAGAAUCAAAUGAUUCAUACAUUUGGAGAGAUAAGGUUUUAAUGGUAGAACAACUAUUAAAAUUAAAGGAACCUCUCAACAUUUUUUAUGAAAAGCAUCCAGAUAUGUUAAAUUUUAGGUUGAGUGAAGAAGAUUGGAAACAAUUAGAGAAAUUUCAAUCAUUUAAAAGUGUAGAACUAUUUUACAAAAAUUUGUUUGAUGAUGAAAAAGAAACUUUUUCAUCGAUGUUAAUAAUAAUGAAGAAUUUUAAGCAGGUUUUAGAUAAUUAUAAAAAUAGUAAUAAUAACUAUCGACAUCAAUAUAGUACUUUGAUGGAUACAGUAAAUAAACUUUAUAAAGUUAUGGAGACAAAUACUAUAGUUCAAUGUUCCAACAUUUUGGAUCCAAGAUACAAAACAGAAGGAUUUACAACAAAAGAAAAUAAAGAUAAAACAAGAAAUCAAUUUUCAAAGUCUGAGUUUUUGUUAGAUGCAGAAAAAGAACUUGAUGAGUACUUAAAAUUAGGAAACAAGGCUCCAAGCAUAGAUCCAUUAAAAUUCUGGUCUGAUAACAAAACUGCGUUUCCUGAGCUAUACGAUUUGAGCUUAAAAUACCUAUGUUUUCCUAAAACAUGCAUUCUCUUUGAAAUUAUCUUGUCGAAAUAUGGGCGGUUAAGAAACAAUAACAGAAAACCUUUACCACCGAGUGAUGUAGACCAUAUAUUGUUUUUAAAUUCUUAUGAACUCAUGAACGAUCCCAUGUUUUAA
Molecule: messenger RNA, 1374 nt
Organism: Brassicogethes aeneus
Lineage: Eukaryota; Metazoa; Arthropoda; Insecta; Coleoptera; Nitidulidae
Source: the annotation of a GenBank genome assembly